Molecule: messenger RNA, 3590 nt
Organism: Anguilla rostrata (American eel)
Lineage: Eukaryota; Metazoa; Chordata; Actinopteri; Anguilliformes; Anguillidae
Product: plasmanylethanolamine desaturase 1-like
Exons: 6
Coding region: 62-892 (276 amino acids)
Molecular function (GO): oxidoreductase activity
Source: RefSeq, a predicted model, not a curated record
CUGAUGAUGUCGAAACCGCUGUUGGUUCUCUUGCCCGGUAUGGGUUUGACCUGCGGUAGACAUGGCGAGUAGGGAGAAUGGGGACGUGUGUGGACAAGACUUACAGAAACAUACCGAACAUCGGGCACCAGGAAGGCGCAUAUCACGGUGGGGUCCACAACAUGCAGGUGCCAGGGAGCUUGCAAAUCUAUAUUCCCCGGGAAAGAGGUGUCAGGAAUGGAUCAGUGUCAUCCUCUGCUUCUCUCUCAUGGCUUUCAACUUCUCUCACCUCAUUUUGAACUUUCAUCUGAGUCACAUUUGGUACAUUUUGCUGGGAAUAGUUGCAGGCAUUCUGACGGCGGACUUUGCCUCUGGGGUGGUCCACUGGGGAGCUGACACCUGGGGAUCCGUGGACUUGCCCAUCUUUGGGAAGGCUUUUAUACGGCCCUUCAGGGAACACCACAUUGACCCCACCGCCAUCACCCGCCACGACUUCAUUGAGACCAAUGGAGACAACUGCAUGUUGACACUGAUACCGCUGGCAAAUAUGGCCUUCAACUUCUGCACCCUCUCUUCUGCGGAGCUGUAUCGCAGCUAUCCCUGGCACUGCUACAUCUUCGCCCUGGCCAUCUUCGUCACGCUGACCAACCAGAUACACAAGUGGUCGCACACCUACUUCGGCCUGCCCUGGUGGGUCACCGUCCUCCAGGACUGCCACGUCAUCCUGCCCCGCAAGCACCACCGCGUCCACCACGUCUCCCCGCACGAGACCUACUUCUGCAUAACCACAGGCUGGCUGAACUACCCGCUGGAAAAGAUUGGCUUUUGGCGGAACCUGGAGGACCUGAUCCAGGGCCUCACAGGAGAGAAGCCCAGGGCCGACGACAUGAAGUGGGCCCAGAAAACCAAGUGAAGGUGCCAUCCGGCUGCACCCCUACCUCAGACCCCCAAAACCCAUCCCCUUCUCUGCUUGCCAAAAUUCAGCACAAACCUCUGACACUUAUGAAGUAGAUUCAACCUGACUAUAUGUGCAAAAAAAUAGCUUUCAAUCUGUACGUUAUUGCAUUUUUUUGCUCUAAAGAUUUCUUUUUAUGGGGGAGGAAAGUGAGCAUUUGGAAGAAGUGUUUUCAAAUCACAAUUCAAGCUUUUUUGUAUGAAAAGAGUGCACUUUGCCUUGAUGACAUUGCUUAACAAAAGCACUAGAUUAGAUCUGCCCUUACUCAUGCUGGAAGCAGGAUAUUGUUUCCCAUUCCACAACUCGUGCCAGAAAAAAAGUCAUUUUUCAAGUAGCGUUGAAUAAAGUUUACCCAGCUCAAGAAAGACUCAAAAAGAGAACCUUUUGAAAAUUUCAUUUAAAAAAAAAAGAAAGAAAAGAAAUGAAUAAAUCUUGAAAGUUGAAGGACUGGACGCAGCUUCCUAAUGAGUCUCCACCACCUGCUUUUGAAGUGGGAAAGAAACUAUCUGAAAGCAGACACACACUCUUUCAUUCCGGUAUCUUCCAGGUGCUCGUCUAUCUCUUGGACCUGAACUGCAGCCCUCUGCUUGUUAACUCCAGGACGUCGCAGAACCCUCCCAAAUCAGAGCCUGUUUUGGGCUGAACAUUUGUCCUCAUCUCACGGUCUUACUUGGACACCGGGUCAUUGCUUAUGCCGAUUUUACAGCAGCCUUAUGUGUGUGUUCUGCAAAUGCAGAGCCAAGAGUUCAUCUCAAACUGCAAUGUACUUUGGCCUCUGCUUUAAAAAUACAUUUUUAAGGUUGCAGCUGCUAUAUUUUUCCUUCACUGGCACAGCAUUAUGGGUAUGGCUGUUACUAAUGAACAUAAGAUGUGCAAGUAACAGAACAUUUUUCAUUAUUUUCAAAAGAAUCAAGUUUAAGGUCAAGGCUGUACUUGCUGUAGCCUCUGGGGGGGGGGCAUUGCCUUGAGUCUUGCUGAGGUAUGAAAUGAAAUUUGCCUUGCGUCUGCUGCCCCCUCUUACAACAAGGAACCCACACACGGGUAGCUUUGGGGCAGCAGAUCCUGCUUGACGGGUUAUCUAACUCCAUCGCACCUUUCAUGUAAACUCACAGCCCCUUUAUGUUCAGUUCCAAAGACCAGACCAGCAGUGUUGAAGACCGCAUUCCUAAUAUAUGCUAAAAGAGCCAAGUCACUCAUCAGGUUAGUGAUGUCAGAUGUAUGUGUUUGAAUUGUCAGGAGCCUAUUACAGUGGGUAUUACACUUUUUUUUAGCAGCCUGACCUUGCUCACCAUGCCUGGGAAACCCGGUUGGGCGUGGCUUACUCUGUUUUCUUGUGUCGCAUAAAUUUGUAAAUGAGACGUGGACCUACAUGGUUGCAGACACCAAAAUGUAAUUUCAAAGAGCUCUCACACAUGCCUUGCAAAUUACAGCACGUGGUAGUUGGCUAGCUAAUAUGAAAAAAGCUACCAUUACCUGUCUUGUGUAAUAAUCUUUGUCAAUAGUUAGUUUAUCAGUAGUUAGUUGUUCAUGCUAUCUGUGAUAAAUUAUAGCGAUAGCUAUUUAUGCUUGGUUGGAAAGGAGGUGUAAUGGAAGUUAUGUAUUACGAUUGCUAAAUUGCCUGCUAACUCUCCACAAAACAUGCAGACCAAAUCCUUCUAUUACAUUUCCUUGUGAAAUCAUUGCUGCCAAUUGACACAAUGGGCCUCAUUCACGAAACAUCACAUUUGAUCCUAAACUGCGCAUAAGAACGUUUCCAAAAACAUUCUGGCAUUCAUAAUUUUUUUCUUAUCUGUAUUUGUUCAUGGCUGUUUCCUUACGCAAAUCACAUGAACAGGAUUGUGCAUAGACUUUACAAACAGCCAGCAUUCAUCAUCUCAUACACCUGGGAUAUGCACAAAAACAAAGGCCUGCACGUGUCAUGAAUCUCAUAGUGUUUUCCCAUAACAUUUUUAAGAACAAAAGUAAGAAUAAAUUAAGAAAGGAUAUGUGAAUGAGGCCCAAUGUUACUAUGCAGCUUACCAGAACCAUCUACUGUGGGUUUAUUACUAGACUACCACAAUGUUGUGACUAGUUCUCAUAAGCUGUUAGGUCUGAAUGUGCAUUCAACAAGGAGAAUGCAGCCAUGUUCUCCUCUAACAGUUACUGUUAAAAUAUUUCAAACUGUGAAGAUUCUAUUGUUUUAUGAUUAGGCUGAUUUAAUUAAGAUGAAUGCAAUGAGAGAGUGAUUUCACCAUGGAUUGCCUGAGGAUUGUUUUUUAAGUUGGGAACAAAUGUUACAUUUCAUAAAAUGAUUUAUAAUGGUCAGGUGAGUAUCAAUUAACUUGUUCACCCUGUGUCUGUCCCUUCAAGCAGCCUUUUUUUUUUUUUUUUUUGCUGUGUAUUGCUUUUUGAGACAGUUAGCUAAUGUUAGCAAACAUUUGUGGUGACUGCAAAUAAGUACAUUUUGAUGAGCAUUAGCUAAUAUUUGUCUUGUUCUUCUUUAGCCUCAGAAAAACAGUGGAAAAUCAUCUGUGUAUAAGGUUGAGAUCAGUAUUAGUUGGGGAGGAGCAAAAUGUAAAUUAUCAGAUAUCUAUAACAUGAGAGUUAGCUAGAUUUGCAAAUAAGCUGAAUAACUAGCAAAUUGAUUCAUAUUGUGAUGUCUUUGAAAAAAUGUAAA